Podarcis muralis (Common wall lizard) is the source of this 2175-nucleotide messenger RNA. Lineage: Eukaryota; Metazoa; Chordata; Lepidosauria; Squamata; Lacertidae. The record is from RefSeq and is a predicted model, not a curated record.
AUGCCCAAUUACAAGUGUGACAGGAAAAAUGUAUUAUCUGUUAUUGGGGGACUCACUUCAGAAUAUUCCAAGCAGAUGUCUACCAUUUUAAGCAACUACAGGAUCCCACAGCUCACUUUUGGUUCAUUUGAAGCUGCAGUUAGUGGGAAAAGCAAUUUCCCUUUUUUGUACCAGAUGGCACCAAGGGAAACUACGUACCAUAUGGGGAUCAUUCAGCUUCUUCUGCAUUUCAGAUGGACAUGGAUUGGCCUGGUUGUAUCUGAUGAUGAUGCCGGGGAAAGUUUUGUGCAGAAACUGACUCCUUUGCUUGCCCAGAACAAAAUAUGUGUUGCCUUCUUGAGAACAGUAACUAACUAUAUUCUUAACAGUUACGUGCAGUUGGAUUACAUUGUAAGAAUCAAAGAGUUAAUGCAAACAUCUGUUACAGGUGAUGCCAAUGUGAUUGUUCUCAAGAUGGAUACAUUUUUGCUGAAUUUUUUAGCACAGUUCAUGGAAACAAUUGAAAUCAAUGUGAUGAGCAACAUAGGAAAGGUUUGGAUAAUGCCUCUUCAGUGGGAUCUUGUCAGUAAACUAAGUGGAGAAAUGAUUGGGAGAAACAUUUUCUUUGGUGCCUUUUCUUUCUCAGUCCACACAAUUGCAAUGCCAAAAUUCAAGGAAUUUCUUCAGAAUGUAAAGCUUGAUGACACUUUAGAGAAGUUUCUCUGUUUGCCAUGGAAAACUGCAUUUAAACUGUGUGAAAGCUGUAGAGGAGAGGAGAAUUUGGAGGAACUUCCUAUAAAGAUUUUUGAAAUGGAAAUGUCUGGUGAGAGCUACAGUAUCUAUAAUGCUGUCUAUGCUGUGGUACAUGCUUUACAUGCCAUAUGCUUUUCCAGACAAAGAAUUUUGUUGCAUAAAGGCAAACUUGAGCAUGAAGAAGUCCAAUCAUGGCAGCUCCACCUUUUCUUGGAAAACAUCCAUUUUAACAAUGGAGCUGCCCAAGAAGUCCUGUUUGAGAACAAGGAAUUGUCCAUUGGGUAUGAUAUCAUCAACUGGGUCAUUUCCCCCAAUGAGUCCUACAUCAAAGUCUUAGUUGGAAAGGUUUUGCCAAGCCAAAUGUUCAGCGUUAUGGAAGAUGUCAUUGUGUGGAAUCAGAGAUUAAAGCAGGUGCUACCACGUUCCAUAUGUGUUGAAAGCUGCCAUAUUGGACACAGUAAGAUAGUUCAAGAAGGAAAACCAGCCUGUUGCUAUGACUGCACUCCGUGCUCAGAAAACAUGAUUUCUAACAAGAAGGAUGCAGUUCACUGUACCAUGUGCCCAGAAGAUCACUAUCCAAAUGAGAUCCAUGACCACUGUAUCCCUAAGGUUAUAUCUUUCCUAUCCUAUCAAGAGCCCUUGGGGAUUGUUUUGGUUAGUGUUGCUCUUUCCUUUGCUGUGAUCACUUGUUUUGUGACACAAACCUUCCUAAAGCAUUGGAACACGCCCAUUGUCAAAGCCAACAACCAGAACCUCAGCUGUGUUCUUCUCAUUGCCAUCCUGUUGUGCUAUCUUUCUUGUUUGCUCUUCAUUGGCAAACCUGGGAAGCUGUCCUGCCUUCUUCGACAAAUGACUUUUGGCAUCAUUUUCUCUGUGGCAGUUUCUUGUGUGUUGGCAAAAACAAUCCUUGUGAUCCUGGCCUUCUUGGCCACAAAGCCAGGCAACAGAAUCAGGACAUGGCUGGGCCAAAAAGUAGCUAUUUCCAUUGUUCUUUCCUGCUCCCUCAAACAAGUGUGUAUUUGUAUUGCAUGGUCGUUGUCCUCUUCACCAUUCCCAGAUGUUGACAUGUACUCACAGACUGGGAAGAUCAUACUGGAAUGCAAUGAAGGUUCCAUCACCAUGUUCUACUGUGUCUUGGGCUACAUUGGCUUUCUCGCCCUCUUCAGCUUCAUUGUAGCUUUCUUAGCCAGAAGCUUGCCUGACACCUUCAAUGAAGCCAAGUUUAUCACUUUCAGCAUGCUGGUGUUUUGCAGUGUUUGGAUCUCCUUUAUUCCUGGUUAUCUGAGCACCAAGGGGAAACACAUUGUGGCUGUGGAGGUUUUUGCCAUUUUGGCCUCCAAUACUGGGCUGUUGGCUUGCAUCUUCUUCCCCAAGUGUUACAUCAUUAUUUUCAGGGCUGAUCUCAACAAAAAAACCCUGCUAACUGGAAAAAGGAUGGGCUGA